CUGUCGACUGACAGUCGGUCGGUGAUUAUUUGAUUUCAAUUCAUGUUUUGAACAUUUCAAACACAAAUAAAUAUUUUUUUAUGAAAUAGGGGAACAAUUCCGUAGAAAUAUCUAAGAUGUUAUAAAUUUGAAGUUCAAUUAUUAUAAUUAAGGGUUUAUCCAUUAACAAUGAAUGAUAAAAUUUACGAAAAAAUGCUGCUGCGCCGACGAUUUUUCAAAAGAGCCUCUUUGAUGGUAAUCGCCUUUACCAUUUCAUUCUAUGUAUCGGUUCUUCUAUUUGGUGAUCUGAAAGCUCCACGAGUUAUGCAACUGACGGACUUGGGUCGCUGUCCGGCUUGCUACGGAGUGUCUGUGUGUCCAGAACUGUACUCCAACCAAAUUAUUAUGGAAACUCAUAGAUGGUCAAGCAUGUUUAAUACAAAGAACAUUUAUUACGGCUACACCAGGUCGAAUAGAAGAGUUAUUUUGAAGAAAUUGGCACAUAAUUCCGAGCUGCGGACUUUUGAUAAUAGUCUGUGUAAAAACUUCAACCUUAAAAGGAACUGUAAGCCCAUACAUUUGCUGAAUGCCUCCAACAUUGAUGAUAAGUUGAUCAAACUUGUGGAAUAUAACUUAUCUGUGCCAGAUCCAAGGCCUAGGAAGGGCCUUGUAAUGUGUCCAUAUGCACAUAGUCUCUACGAUUUCAUAAUACCAGUACUCAACAGCAAAAAGGAGCAAGUUGAUAUCGUCAACAUCUGGACCAUGCUGAGUAUUAACCCAGAACCUAUUGUAUUACAGGUGUUACAAAAGUCUAGUGGAUGGCCAGUACCAGCGUAUGCUGGUGUCUGUGGUCGUGUUGAGGUUGUAGCCUAUGAGGGUGAACCUCUUUCGUCAUUAACUCAUGUGUCCUGGUACAGAAAGUUAAAGUUUGCUAAAAAAAUCCUGGAUGCUGCCAUGGACUUCACUUUUAAACAUGAUAGAUUCCGGUUCUACCUCAUGGAUUGGUCAGUAGACAACAUAGUGGCAAACGAAAAGGAUGACAUUACCUUCGUAGACCUUGAGGACAUAAUCAUUUUAGACAAGCACAUUUCACCGAAACCAGACUUACCAAAUUGGUAUCAACGAUACACCAGAGAAGUUAUGGGCACGGGAUUCUCAUUCUCCAUAGACAAUAUGUGCAAACAUCAUCUAAGUGACCACAACAUAUGGGCGGCCUGUUUCAUUCUGGCCGGUGAUGAAGAUCCUUAUCUGAGUCCCAUACCCGAAGAGGUUCAAACUUCAAAACCUCAUUUGGAGAGAUUACUGAAGGAGUGCCUAGAUGGUGAAGACAGGUUUAGAACUAUUACUAAUUUGCAACAUGUUCUUGGUGAUAUGCUCACUGAUGAGAACAUUGUAGGCUAUAGUGCAGUUAUUAGGUGAUAAAUUAAUUAUGACAAUGGCGCUAGAGUGCUCUCUUUGGAUCCGUAAUAAUUAUGAUGUGCCGUAGGUGUUAUUUUGAAAAAUAAUACUCAAAAAUUAUGCUCAUGGUGAAGUAAUAUUUUUACUUGCAAUGUGGUUUUUUUUAUUGUAAGUUUGUGAUGUUAUUUCCCUUUGCGGACUCUAAAAGAGAAGCUUUGUCCUUUAUAAAUUUAAAUAUUUAAUUGUAUAAAUGUUUGGAAUAGCUUUUGCUCUCAAUAUAGCCCUAUAGAAAAAUCUCAUGUAUUUGUUUAGGUAUAUUGUUAUAUGAAAUCUGUGAUAUACCUCCAAGAUUUAUUUGUUUUUACAACAAUUAAAUUGGUUGUGAAAUAAAUUUUAUGUUAAAUAAUUUUAUUUAUACAUAAAAAUAUUUUAA
Spodoptera littoralis (African cotton leafworm) is the source of this 1810-nucleotide messenger RNA. The record is from the annotation of a GenBank genome assembly. Lineage: Eukaryota; Metazoa; Arthropoda; Insecta; Lepidoptera; Noctuidae.